AGUCCGCCCCAAUUGUGACAAUGUCAUGGCAACUCGUCAUUAGCAACUUCGGCGUUGUCUUGUCGUACGGUUACAGGGCACGACAACGCGAAAGGAUCUGGUACGAGGCCGGCCUGUGUCGCUGUCCAGCGCAUUGUGUUAGUAGUGCGAAAUGGGGCCCAUUUCAUCAAAUACGCUUGCUGUAUCAAAGCGUCUUCGCUUUAUUUUUGUGCGCAUGCUUUGGAAGUACAUUUCAAGAAUCAGUGGAAAAAAUGAAGAAUUUGAAUUUGAAGUUGCUACAAAGGGCGUUUCAUUCUAUAAAUGGCUUAAUAAAACGACUUCUUUUUCUGGUAGUCAACAAAAAGUUACAGUUAGGAGUGUCUUAGUAAGGGUUGAAGAGGGGUAGUUUGUCUUGUGCUGAAAACGUAUUUAGCUGUGAGUUGCACUUGUGUUAGU
Molecule: messenger RNA, 435 nt
Organism: Corticium candelabrum
Lineage: Eukaryota; Metazoa; Porifera; Homoscleromorpha; Homosclerophorida; Plakinidae
Exons: 4
Coding region: 21-365 (114 amino acids)
Source: RefSeq, a predicted model, not a curated record